This is a messenger RNA of Prunus mume (Japanese apricot), 1771 nucleotides long. RefSeq names its product phenylacetaldehyde oxime monooxygenase CYP71AN24-like. NCBI's taxonomy places the organism in Eukaryota, Viridiplantae, Streptophyta, Magnoliopsida, Rosales, Rosaceae. The record is from RefSeq and is a predicted model, not a curated record. Gene Ontology annotation, molecular function: monooxygenase activity; heme binding; oxidoreductase activity, acting on paired donors, with incorporation or reduction of molecular oxygen.
AGGACUCAGAUUUCAAGUGGGGCAACCAAAACCAGAAGCCAAAAAGCAGAGCAAUGGCUCUGAUAUCACUUUUGAAUCAAACAUGGCAACAGCUCCAGAGCAAUCUUUUCCUGCUUCCCAUUCUCUUCCUCUCUCUCUACAUUUUGCUUUCACUUGUUAGAUCAAGUGGGAAACCACUCAACCUACCACCUUCCCCACCAAAGCUGCCUAUAAUCGGAAACCUCCACCAGCUAGGUGCCUUCCCGCACCGCUCCCUUCGUGCUCUCUCGAAGAAGUAUGGCCCUCUGAUGUUUCUGAACUUGGGCAAUGUCCCUGCUCUGGUUGUUUCAUCUGCAGACAUGGCCAGGGAGGUCAUGAAGACUCAUGACACUGUCUUUUCUAGCCGACCACAAACCACUGCUCCUGGUAUCUUGUUCUAUGAAGGCCAUGACGUGGCCUUUGCGCCUUAUGGAGAUUACUGGAGGAAAGUUCGGAAGAUUUGUGUUCUUGAGCUGCUGAGUCUUAAAAGAGUGCAGCAGUUUCAGUAUGCUAGGGUGGAAGAAGUUGCAGAGAUGGUUGCCAAGAUUCGAAAAGCGUGUGGCGCGGAGUCUCCCAUUAAUCUCAGUGACACGCUGAUCUCCACCUCCAACAACAUUGUUUGUAGGUCUAUUCUCGGACGGAAGUUUGAUGAUGCAGAUGAUAGUUGGUUUGGGGACACGGCGAAAGAUUUGAUGGUGAAAGUAAUGAGCUUCAGCUUUGGAGAUUUCUUCCCUGCUUUGAGAUGGCUUGACCAUGUUAGAGGCUACAUUGCAGGUUUGAAAGCGAUUUUUUUGCGAUUCGAUAGGUUCUAUGAUCAGUUGAUUGAUGAACACAAGACAGCAAAUGGGGAAGGGAAGGCUACUAAGAAGGAUUUUGUGGAUAUUCUCCUCCAAGUUCAAAAUGAUGGCUCGCUUGACUUUGAUUUCACAAAAGAGGACCUCAAAGCACUUCUGCAGGACAUGUUUGUGGGUGGAAGCGAUACUAGUUCGACGUCGAUGGUAUGGCUAGUGGCAGAGCUUGUGAGAAACCCAAGAGUGAUGAAGAAAGUCCAAGAAGAAGUAAGAAGAGUUGUGGGGGAAAAGGGAAAGGUAGAAGAGAGUGACCUCAACCAAAUGAAGUACAUGAAAUGUGUCAUCAAAGAAAGUUUCAGAUUGCAUCCUCCAGCUCCUCUUUUAAUUCCUCGUGAAGCAACUGCAGAUGUGAAAUUGGGAGGCUACGACAUCCCGGCGAAAACAAGAGUGUUCGUCAGUGCAUUUGCCAUACAAAGGGACCCCAAAAUCUGGGACAAGCCAGAGGAGUUUAUCCCGGAGAGGUUCGAGGACAGCUCCAUUGAUUUCAAAGGCCAGGACUUUGAGCUCCUCCCAUUUGGUGCUGGGAGAAGGGGGUGCCCUGGAAUUGCCUUUGGGAUUGUUUCAGCUGAGCAGGUGCUUGCCAACAUUCUCUACUGGUUUGAUUGGAAAGUGCCUGAAACUAGUGGCAAUGCAUUGCCUGAGGCCUUGGACAUGAGUGAAGUUUACGGGCUCACAGUCCGAAAGAAAGCUCCUCUUAAUCUUGUGCCAGUGCCCUACUUCCCCUGAUCCCUCCAUCCAGGAGCCUUCAUGCUUUGCUUUGUUGUGUGUUUUUUUUUUUAUCAAACAGUUCUUUGUUUUUGUUGUAGAAGAAAUUGCAUCUGGAUUAAUAAUAUGGUCAAGUAUCAAUUCUACCUGAAACAUUUUGAUUGAUAAUGAGGGAAUAAACCCUAGAAAUUGUACCA